AUGUCAUUUUUUAACCCUUUUGUCGGUACUUCUCGAUCUGGCGAUGCUUGGUUUCUGGCCGGCCCUACAUCUUCCUUUCCGAAUAUUACAGCCUCCGGAGAUACUGUCCUAUCCGAUCGCUUACCAUGCAAAGGUUCUUUCGCACCUGGUUGCAAAGUCUUUCAUGUACCUGUUACCAAUAGUACUCAAGCAGUUGAAGUCGAGCUUGAUGAUGCCGUAGCAGCUGGACCCAAGGAGCAAGUUAUAGUGUUUCAAUACCAAGGCAAGUUUCAUGCCGUUGAUCAUAGCUGUCCACAUUCCUCUUUUCCACUUUCACGAGGCACACCGUUUGACAUUGAGGAUUUUGGCAUACGAUUGAGUGUAGGAAUACAAUGUCCAAAACAUGACUGGUCUUUUGAUUUGAUUCAUGGCAAAGGUGACCGAGGAAGUUAUAAGUUGAAAGUCUGGGAAGUUCAACUACGACCGAUUUCUGGGGCGGAGAAUGAAGAGAGGGAGGUUUGGGUUAGAAGGAAGCAAAGGAUAGGAUGA
Messenger RNA from Botrytis sinoallii, 528 nucleotides. RefSeq lists its product as uncharacterized. The record is from RefSeq and is a predicted model, not a curated record. Lineage: Eukaryota; Fungi; Ascomycota; Leotiomycetes; Helotiales; Sclerotiniaceae. Gene Ontology annotation, molecular function: 2 iron, 2 sulfur cluster binding. The transcript is spliced from 2 exons. Bases 1 to 528 code for a protein of 175 amino acids.